This is a messenger RNA of Nematolebias whitei (Rio pearlfish), 3811 nucleotides long. It is a transcript of the gene dlc1, whose product is annotated as DLC1 Rho GTPase activating protein. Gene Ontology annotation, cellular component: membrane raft; focal adhesion. Gene Ontology annotation, molecular function: GTPase activator activity; protein binding; lipid binding. The record is from RefSeq and is a predicted model, not a curated record. Gene Ontology annotation, biological process: signal transduction; regulation of Rho protein signal transduction; actin cytoskeleton organization. The transcript has 14 exons. Bases 83 to 3535 code for a protein of 1150 amino acids. Lineage: Eukaryota; Metazoa; Chordata; Actinopteri; Cyprinodontiformes; Rivulidae.
UGUUGGAUUAAUGAUGCGCUGGGAGCUGGCGGCUCCGGGGAGUUAAAGUUUGCUUUUCAAGCUGCUCACUGGCGCAUGAAACAUGAUAUUAACACAGAUUGAAGCCAAAGAGGCCUGUACCUGGCUCCGAGCUGCAGGGUUCCCACAGUACGCCCAGCUUUAUGAAGACUCCCAGUUUCCCAUCGACAUUUCUUCAGUCACCAAGGACCAUGACUUCCUGGAUCGAGAUGCUAUUGAGGCUCUCUGCAGGAGGCUGAACACUCUCAACAAGUGUGCUCUAAUGAGGCUGGAGAUAUCGCCACAAAGAAAAAGAAGCGAGGACUCGGAUGAGGAUGAACCUUGUGCCAUCAGUGGUCGCUGGACCUUCCAGAGAGACAGCAAGCGCUGGUCCCGCAUGGAGGAGCUGGAGGUUUUCUCCUCGUUCCCUACAGAUGUCUCUCAACCUGCCAAGGACCAGGUAUCCCAGAAAGGCAAGCCCACCCUGCGUGAAGGCAACAGCUCAGAGAGCGUACUGACUGACCUCAGCGAGCAGCCAGAGGUGGGAUCUAUCCAUAGCAGUGGGAGUGGAGGAAUAGGAGAGAAGAGCCAUGGUGCUGCUUCAGUGAAUGAAGCUCUACCUGUUGGAGCCACACGAGCCAGCUCAGUAGCCAGCAUGUGCUCAUCGUCAGGCACAGGAGGGUCUGGAGGCCAAAAUGAGGACUCGCUCUCUGACGGGUUGCCUCCGUCUCCCUUGGAGACGCUCAGACACUUCACCUUCGAUGUCAAAACAGGGAUGAUAGGAGGAAGCCUGGAUCGAGAGGGAGGCAGUGGAAAAAAUACACGCUCAAGAGCAAAAAGCUUCCUGAAGAGGAUGGAGAGUCUCCGACUUCGCAGCAGCACCUCGUCCAAGAGGAAGAAGAAGGGGAGCGCCGUUGGAGGGAGACUAGAAAUCAGUGGACCCGUUGCCAAACAGGGUCUGGAUGAAGACAAACUGAGAAGGUUUAAUUGUGUGGACAUCUCAAGCAUCAACUUAAACCACCAUUGCAAUCCCACUCAGACCAUGACCCUGAACCGGAACCGCUCGGUGUCCUACUCCACCCAGACCAGCAACGGGAGCACUGGGAGCACCGGCAGCAGCCAGUCUGAAGCCAGCAGCGGAAGUGCGGUGAGCACGCCCAGUCCAGUGACCCGGGCUCGCAGCCACAGCACAGCAGCAGGUUCCAGUAAGAGAGGAGGAAUGUAUUUGGAGGGGUUUGACCCUUUUAGCAUUCUCCAACAGGCUUCGGAUCAACAGCCUCCCCCACCCAAAUCUGCCCUGCCCAUCCCUUGCCAGGACAGAAAGGGCAUGUCUAUUGAUGAGCAGAACCACAAGAACAACUGUAGCAUUCAAGGUAAAGGUAGACAUGAAGAGGAGGAGGAUGAGGAGGGGGGCAUGAUCUUCUUCUACUUACCCGAAGGCCACAAGCCUGGAACGUUCCCCAAAGCCUUGCAGGAUGGGAGUUCACGUCACCACAACGGGAAUGAGAACGGAAACUCUGUGAUCCUCAGGGGACGGCAGAGCAGACGCCAGCGCUGGACCUCUUCGGGCUCCGUGGACAGCCGACUCAGCUUUUAUGACAACGUCCCCUUCACUGCGAGCGAGGAGGCAGUGGAGGAAGAUGGGGACGAGCACAAACUGGAGGAAGUUCUGCAGCACGUCAAUGGCUUUGUUAACGCCUGGUCAGAGGCUGUGGCCGGUGAGGAGGAGGAGGAGGAGGAGGAAGAGGAGAAUGAGGAGGAAGACGGGGACUCAGACUCAGCUUUGGACUCGGCAUCCCCCUGUCCGUCCUCUCCUUUGCAAAACCGUCUGGAGGAGACGGAGAAUGGAAGUGACCAGGACAGCACAGGAAACCCGCUGGGCGAAGCAGAGGACAGCAUGAGGGAGAGGAGUGAUUCAGGCGUGGGGGCGUCACUAACUCGGACCAGUAGACCGCAGAAACUCCGCUGGCCGAGCUUCCAGAACUCCCAUCGGCCCAGCUUGGCCUCCGCUCAGCUCCAGAUCAGUUGCCAGUCUGUGCUGCAGAUGAAUCUGCUCCAGAAACUCUCGCUUCUGCAACUCACUGCUCUGCUGGAAAAACACACUCCGACAAACAAACAUGGCUUCAGCUGGGCGGUGCCGAAGUUCAUGAAGCGGAUCAAAGUGCGCGACUACAAAGACAGGAACGUGUUCGGUGUGCCGCUGCAGGUCAUCGUCCAGCGGACGGGCCAGCCCCUUCCUCAGGGAAUUCAGCAAGCCAUGCGCUAUUUACGGAAUCACUGUCUGGACCAGGUGGGUCUCUUCAGGAAGUCCGGAGUUAAGUCUCGCAUCCAAGCCCUGCGGCAGAUGAACGAGGCGAGCGGCGCGGACGGGGGAGGAGUCAACUACGAGGGCCAGUCGGCUUAUGACGUCGCCGACAUGCUGAAGCAGUAUUUCAGAGACUUACCAGAACCUCUGCUCACAAGCAAACUGUCUGAGACCUUCCUGCAGAUCUAUCAGUACAUGCCCAAAGAGCUGCGUCUCCAGGCGACCCGUGCCGCCGUGCUGCUGUUGCCAGACGAGAACCGAGAGGCGCUGCGCACGCUGCUGUGCCUGCUCAGCGACGUGACGGCGAGCGUGGCCGAGAACCAGAUGACUCCCACCAACCUGGCCGUGUGCCUGGCCCCGUCACUGUUCCACCUCAACACCCUGCGCCGCAAGGAGAGCUCCUCGCAAAGGGUGAUGAACAGGAAGCAGAUGCUGGGAAAGCCUGACCAGAGGGACCUGAACGAAAACCUGGCUGCCACUCACGGGCUGACGCACAUGAUCCAGGAGUGCAGGAAACUCUUCAGGAUUCCUGAAGAGAUGAAUCGCUGCAGGAACUCGUACGUGGAGCAGGCUCUGCUACCGCAGCGCUUGGAGGAGCUUGCAGGUGACGAGGCCGGCCGGGGGAGCUACAGGGUCUACCUGCAGAACAGCUUGGACACUCUCCUCAAAGAGGCCAAAGACAAGUUCAAAGGUUACGACAGCUGCUCCACGCCUGAGCACGCCGAGCUGGCCUACAGGAAGGUGCACGAUGGAUUUCCACUGCGGCUCUGGAAAGUGACCGUCGAAGUUCCUGCGAGUCCCGAGGAGGUUCUGACCCGAGUUCUGCGAGAGCAGGGGCAGUGGGACGAGGACCUGCUGGAAAGCCGGGUAGUAGAGACCCUUGAUGAGCGGACAGAGAUCUACCAGUACGUCCGGAACACCAUGGCUCCACAUCCCACCAGAGACCACCUGUUGCUCAGAACGUGGAUAACAGACCUGCCGAAGGGUGCGUGCGCGCUCGUGAGUACGUCUGUGGAGCACGAAGGGGUAUCGGUAGUGGGCGUCCGCGUCAACGUCCUCACCUCGCGCUACUUCAUUGAACCGUGCGGAACUGGCAAAUCCAGACUCACACACAUUUCCAGGAUCGACCUCAGGGGUCGAUUCCCGGAGUGGUACAACAAACUGUACGGACACUCGUGCGCCGCUGAGGUGGCGCGGAUACGAGACUCAUUCACUGCUCCCCUGGACAAAUAAGAACACAGCGUGCAAUUUGGACCGACACCAGUUUCAUGGAUUGAAAUGCUUCUUUUUUUAUUUUAAAGACAAAGCCCGGAGGCUGGAUUGAAGGAUGUUUGCCUCGGGUCAGAACAGACUGAUGUUUGAAACUGUCACACUAAGCUUUAUCGUGACUUGGGGACAUUAUGUUGCUGAUACAGGAUGUAUGGUUCAGACUUUAUCUAAAGGGAUGAUACUGCUUCUGAGAAGCCAGGGAGAACCAAGGUAUGUUUGAGCUUGUGUGUGUGUGUGUGU